GGGCUCCCUCUCUCGCACAUCCGCCUCCCCAACCAGCACAGACACGAGGCGAAAACCCUCAAACCCUAAUCCCCAUGGCGGACUCCGACGCGACGGCGCCGCCGCCGGAGGUGGCGCCCGAGACGACGCAGACCCCAGCCGCAGGCCUCUCCGCUGACGCCGCAUCCGACCCUGCCGUCCCCGCGCUGGAAGAGACCGCCCCGGAGGCUGCCGAGGGCGAAGGCGACCACAAGAGGAAGCUCGACGAGGUCGAUGCGGGCGCGGAUGCGAACGGCGACGCGGAGGACGCCAAGCGGCCUCGCGUGGACGGCGACGGAGCAGAUGCGGAAAACAUUGAGACCUCCGAUAAGCCUGAGGAGCAAGCUCCUGCGGCUACUGAAGGGGUAGCAGAUGCCGAGAACGGCAAGGCUGCUCCUGAUGGGGGCUUGCAGACAAGCUCCGAGGACAAGCCGCAGGAGGCCGCAACAGACACCGUGACUGAAGCACCACCACAGCAGCAAGGAGGUGAUGCAACCGGUGCUGCGCAGGAGACUACGCGGCUAAUUGAGGUGCCCAAUACCAAGGUCGGUGUACUUAUAGGAAAAGCUGGUGAAACGAUCAGAAACCUGCAAGUGAGCUCAGGCGCCAAGAUCCAAAUCACAAAGGAUGCAGAUGUUUCUGCAGAGGCUGUUACUCGUCCAGUGGAAUUGGUUGGAACUCUUGAAAGUAUUAACAAGGCUGAGCAGCUUAUUAAGAGCGUUAUAGCUGAGGCUGAGGCUGGUGGUUCCCCUGCCUUGAUAGCCAAGGGUUUUGGGUCUGGACAGUCAGGUUCAGAACAGUUUGAGAUGCUUGUCCCUGAUAAUAAGGUUGGUUUAAUUAUUGGAAAAGGUGGUGAGACAAUAAAAAACCUGCAAACUAGAUCGGGUGCUCGAAUCCAGUUAAUUCCUCAACAUCCUCCUGCCGGUACUACAUUAACUGAAAGGACUGUGCGUGUUACUGGCAAUAAGAAGCAGAUAGAAGCUGCAAAGGAACUGAUUAAACAAGCUAUGAAUCAGGCCUUUCCAAGAAAUACAACUCAGACUGGUGGCUAUGGGCCACAGCAUCACCACCCUCAGAGUCAUGGUGCAGGCUCUCAGUGGGGGCCACGUUCUCAGCCACAGCAGUAUGGAUAUCCACCAAGGGGGCCUCCACCUCAGAAUGCGCCAUACUCUCAGCCACCCUAUGGUGGCUAUCCACAGCAGCCUCCGCCAAGAGGUGGCAUGGGCUGGGAUCAGAGGCAGGGUCCACCGCCUCAUUCUUCACACCAGGGUGGUGGUUAUGACUAUUACAAGCAUGGAUCUCAACCAUAUGAAAGCCAGCCACCAAACUACCCUCCUGGACCAGGUAACUACAACAGUUAUGGGCCACCAUCAGCUCCAAGCUAUGGACAACCUCCGUAUCCGCAGUCUGGACCUCCACAGAACUAUGGCCCUGGAUAUGGUGAUCCUAGAUACAGCGCUCCUGCACCAACCCAGUACUAUGGGCAGCCACCAGCGGGUCCACAGCAAGGCUACCCUCAACAGCCAGAUCCUUAUGCCAGACCUCCAUAUGGUGGACCUGCACAAUGGCCACCCAGAGGCGGCGCUCCUGCUGGAGACGGUGCUUACCAGGCGCCACCUCCUGCGUCUUAUGCUCCACCAGCUCAGCAACCUCCUGCUUAUGGUCAGACAUACCCAGCAACAGGACCUGAUGGGUAUGCUCAACAGGGUUACCCACAGCAGGGUAGUCAAGCGCCGGCAACGUAUGGUCAGAGUGCUCCGGCAGGACCAGGGUACAGUCAGCAAGGUGGCUAUGCACAGUAUCCUCCAUCACAACCUGCAUAUGGUGGCGAUCAAUCAGCUCAAAACAGUGCCAACUACGGGUACCAGGCAGCUCCAGCUGAUCCCAACUAUGCCAAUGCUGCCUACCCACAGUCGGGAUAUGCUGCUGCACCAGCAACUGGGCAGCCUGGAUAUGGUCAGGCAGGAUACACCCAGCCACCUGCAAAUCCGCCAAGUUAUGAUCAGUCAGCGCCACCACCAGCCGCUGCUCAAAGCGGUUAUGCUGCACCCCCUGCGAAUCCACAGCCUGCUGUUGCAAAGGGCGUGUCACCGCAGCCUGCCGCUGCUGCUGGAUACGGCGGGCAGUGGACUGCAUGAGUUCAGUUUCUGAAGCCCUGCUGAUAGCAAGAUACAAUUGAACGCCAUGUUUUGUCUCUUGAGCACCAUCCUCUGUCGUGAACUGUAAGCUCCAGGCGUAUAAUUGUUCUGCUGCAUCUCUGUAGUACCUAGUAGAUGGUUACGACAGCUUUGAACUUCCUUUUCAGCUGAGAAGAGAACCUUGUGAGGUUAUAACUGUAAUUUCUGGAUAUCUUUUCAGUUCGCUUUGUCUUCACUUUGCUUGCUGAUGCAAUCGUUUCUGUUCUGGAAA
Lolium perenne is the source of this 2427-nucleotide messenger RNA. RefSeq lists its product as uncharacterized. The record is from RefSeq and is a predicted model, not a curated record. Gene Ontology annotation, molecular function: RNA binding. Lineage: Eukaryota; Viridiplantae; Streptophyta; Magnoliopsida; Poales; Poaceae.